AUGCACUGUAACUCUCUGAUAAGAGUAAUGAUAAUAAUAAUAGUAAUCUCUUCAUUCCAAACAACGUGUAUGGUAUAUUAUACAAUUUUCGAUUUCCGUACUAAAUUGCGUUUGUAUAAAGGUAUUAAUAACAGUAUAGAAGGCAUAAGUGUAAAGUGGGCAGCUAGUAUUACUGUAGUAUCUGUUCUAGAAUCAGAAAUGAACACAAAAUCAAGUUUCAAUUUCAGUGGAGACAGUUCAGUCAGCCAGCACAGGAAUUCACAAUCAUAUACAGGAAUAGUAAUGUGGUGUAUUUUUAAGCAUUUAUAAAUCCAAUUCUAG
Molecule: messenger RNA, 321 nt
Organism: Heterobilharzia americana
Lineage: Eukaryota; Metazoa; Platyhelminthes; Trematoda; Strigeidida; Schistosomatidae
Source: the annotation of a GenBank genome assembly